Eufriesea mexicana is the source of this 2969-nucleotide messenger RNA. It is a transcript of the gene MESR3, whose product is annotated as misexpression suppressor of ras 3. Gene Ontology annotation, molecular function: DNA-binding transcription factor activity. The transcript has 4 exons. Lineage: Eukaryota; Metazoa; Arthropoda; Insecta; Hymenoptera; Apidae. Bases 774 to 1586 code for a protein of 270 amino acids. The record is from RefSeq and is a predicted model, not a curated record. Gene Ontology annotation, biological process: regulation of transcription by RNA polymerase II.
AAAUGGAGGAACGUAGGAUAAAAGGAAAAUAAGAGAAGAAUGGUGGAGAGAUGGAGGUAAUUAGGAAGGCGUGAACUGGCUCCGCUGACGAGCUGCACAACGAUGCGUGUACGUGUAAGUGCGUUUGCUCGCGCGCGCAGUGGUACGCGAUACGAAUUCGGGCAUGCUCGUGAACGUGCUCGCGCUUCGUGCGCCUCCUCGCUUGCUUGCUCGCACGCUCGCUCGCUCGCUCGCCCGUCCAUCCGUUCGUUCGUUCGUUCGUUCGUUCCUUGUGAAUUCUGGCGUUACUCGCAAGGGUACGCGCACUGUCGAGCAACUCGAUUCGUCGGAGCUGCGCCGAGCGUCCCCACGGCUCGCGCGGGGAAGCUCAGUCUACCGUCACCAUUCGCGAGUGUCGUUUCGUCACCAUUCCCGUCGCUUUCGUGUUUUUCUUUCAAAAUUGCCGAUACAAGCGUUUCUACGUUACUCCGUGUCACUAUUCUUUGUCCUGUCCAUAUCGUUCCUCUUGUUACCACGCGUGGUGAAAUCGAAGAAGAAAGACGAAGAGAGAAAAAAGAGUGGGAGAGGAAGAAAUCUGUACGAGUGAAGAAGGAAAUCGAACGAAUUGCUUCUGUCAGGUUGUCAAGGAUCGGCUGGCGCGCGUUGAUCGGUUUAUCGAGCUCGGUUGUCAUGUACGACCGACGAAUUUAAAUUUUUUCCGCGUUCGUUCCCAAACGCCAGGCAGGAUUUCUAGACCGAGCCUUUCCUGGAUUUUCGUGCACGAUAACGUAAAGAUGAACGCUCCGCCGCCGGUAUACGCAUCCUCCUGCCCUGCGUUGCAGUCGAACCUGUCGCUGCACGGUUCGUCCUAUUACAGCGAAUACAGCGGAGCAGCGAGAAGGCGAUUGUCGUCGACGGGAGAGGCGGAUACCUCGGCUACGUCGAGCUACGAGGGUAGCGACAGUUCCGAAAACAGCGACGAAUCUCGUCUCGAACCGGUCAGUCAAAUGGAACGGGAGCAACUCGAAACGUUUUUCCGAGGUUUGAAAUCUCAGGUAUUCGUUUGCGAAUCGUUGGCGAACUUGUACCUGGGAAACUCGUCGCAGACCGAAAGAUGGGAACUACGAUUCACCGGAAUUCCCGUGGUGGUACUGGAUCUCGGUGAAACGCGAUCGAGAUCGAAAAGACGAAUCCAAAUUCUGUUGGCCGAGCGUGGCACCUGUUUCACGCUUUGGAGAGAGACCAUCGACAAUUUAUCGUCGUACAAGGUAUCUGGCCCGGCUUUCCAUACGAUGUGCCUUUCGUCCGAUCACACGCGUCUCGCGGGCCUCAGCUUCGACAAUCCCAAGGCUGCGAACGACCUUUGGCAACACAUAGAAAGACUCGUUUCCUGUCCGGAGAACAUUAGUCUCUCGGUACCCGGGAAGAAGAAGAAGAAACCUGUGCAGAAGAAAGUGGUUUUACCAGCCAAGAGCAACAUCAGCCAACCCUGUCAAUUUCAGCACGUGACGAGCGUCGACGCGGCCGAUCGAUCGCGAUAUUUCUCCUUGCAAACCUUGGUGCCACCUUUGAACGAGCUAGAAAAUUCUUUGGAAGCGAAUUUCUGAGAUAACGCCGAGUCGAACGAGCGUUCGCGCUCGUAAUUCCACGCACACUCUCACACGCGCGCCCGCGCGCGCACUCACACACGCAUACACACACGUACACGCACACGCACUCGUCCCAUCCGUUGCGCCUAUAUGUUCUAGGAAAAUUUUAUCCGAUAGAGUUAUCCGUUAGAUAAGAGAUGCGUCCUGUUCCGGCGUCGCGAAUCAUCGCGAUACGCGUGUAUCCUUCGAGCUCUCGUGGACGAGCGAGACGAAACGAUUUGCCAAAUCUAUCCGUCUUUCUGCCACAUUCCGUUUCUCGGUAUACAUACGUACACGCGGCUUUCUUUUCGCGCUCUCGUCGUCUCGAAGUAGCACGGAUUAUCCUUUCCUUUUCUCUCUCUCUCUCUCUUUUCUUUUUCUUUCUCAUUUUUCUCUUCCUUUCUCUUUCCGUUUCUCUUGUUUUCCGUGACAAACGAGUGAUCGUUGAAAGGAAUUUACGAAUCUCGAGUGCCGCCCGAGGAUCACUGUGCGAAGAAAAGGAAUUUUCGAAUGGGCGCAACGUUUCCGAAUCGAGAAAAAGCGAGAAUCAAAAUGGAUAGCCCGUUAUUCCUUUUUCCUCUAAUCGUAGCUAUGGAAAUAUCGCGCUGUUAGAUGUGUCGUCGAAAUUUGCAAUUCGGCGACCUCGUUUAGGAAAAGCGUACAGCGAGUACGCCUUUAAGGACGUCUUUUAAAUGCUUCGCGCGAAUUUAAGAUUUCGGUUCUCUGCGAUAAUGUUCUUGCGGGUGCUUAGAAUCAUGGCGUCGCUCAUCGUUCGUUGUUCAUCCUAACUGCGUUAUCGUCGAGUCGCGCGACUCGACGAAUUUCUAUUCGAAGAGGUUCGAACGAACUCGUACGAGGCACGUAAACGCGGGGGAACGACGUGGAGCGAACAGAUGAUGGAGAAUAUUUUUCAGGUAUUACGAACUUUGGUCGUAUCGUGACUUUUUCACGAUCGGGAAAAUGCUUCGUUUUUGUCGACGCGUUCUAAUGCUCAUCCAAGAAUCUACUGUGUUAUAUGCUCCGAGUUUUAUCAGGUUUCCAAAGUAAUGCGUUUUGCGCGAAUACUGUCCGAAUAACGACUGCGAUAAGACUGGUUCUACCAUCCUAUAUGUAUUUAGAGGAGCGAUUUAAAUGUAAGCAUCGCGACGAUAAUAGCGUUUUCUUGUUAUUCGACGUUGAUCGUUAGUACUGAACGUUUUUCGAUACGCCGAUCCUUCCGACGCCACGCGUAACUUUUAAUCCUCUUACUGCUGGACAGCUUGUCGCUAUUUCGUUAACGUUAUUGGCAUCGAAGUUUUAGAAUGUCAAACGGAGAUGGUAGGAAAAUGGGGAAGGGAAGGGAAGGGAAGAGAAGAGAAAAGA